This is a messenger RNA of Acanthoscelides obtectus, 1023 nucleotides long. Lineage: Eukaryota; Metazoa; Arthropoda; Insecta; Coleoptera; Chrysomelidae. The record is from the annotation of a GenBank genome assembly.
AUGACUAAUCUUGAACUAGUUAUAAUGGCUAAAGGACUUACUGAUAAAGAGCUGGAACAAAUUAUUGAGUCUGAUGAGUUCUGGGAGGAUUUCGACGUGAAUAAUACUGCAUCAUCGUCAUCUUCCACUUACGAAUACAAUGAAAAUACUAUUGAAAAGGAGGAUAAACGUGAUGCAUGCGAAAAACUUUUUACGUUUGGGGACCAGAGCGAUCAAGAAGAGGAAGACGAAGAGGAACUAAGUACCCACGAUACGGACAGUGAGCAGGAAUGGCAGCCGUCCGACGAACAAAAUGAAGACGAAGAACAUUCAGCUAGUACCAGUAAUGAAGAUGUGAAUUUAAACAGAAAGGAAGUUCCAAAAGCUUUGUAUGGAAAAGAUAGAACAAAAUGGUCUACUACUGCUCCAGUAAGAGGAAAGACUCUUGCAAAAAACAUCAUAAAAGUUUUGCCCGGUUUGAAAGGAAAUGCAGCACAACACAAACCUCAAUCUGCCUUACAAGCCUGGAAGUUGCUUCUGACAGAUGAAAUAUUUGGACAAAUUAUAACUCAUACUAAUACAAAAAUCAGAUCAGUUCAAAGUCAUUAUGGAAAGUUCAAGAAGAAGAGCAAUAGCAGGUCGGAAUUUCGGCCUUCAUUUAUUGGUGAAACUGACAAAACAGAAAUUGAGGCAUUUGUUGGUCUUCUAUACUUCCUUGGGUUAUACAAGUCAGGCCAUGAAGAUUUAAGGUCCCUUUGGGCUACUGAUGGAACGGGACGUGACAUAUUUAGAUGCACGAUGUCACUUGCUAGGUUCUCCUUUCUCUUAUGCUGCCUUCGAUUUGACGACGAACUAACACGAAAAGAAAGAAUGAAAAAUACCAAACUAGCCGCUUUAGGAAAUCUUUUUGAAGAAUUUAUCCAAAACUGUAAAGGAAACUACUCACCCGGGGAAUACUUGACCGUAGAUGAGAUCUCUGCAGUUCAAAUUGUUAAGGUGGCUGCGAUAGUUCCGGCAUUCCAGGUUGAAAACUAUCCAAAGUAA